GCAUAGGGGGUCCUAUGACAAUAUCCCAAAAUAUUUGUGAUCUCAAAAAAAAUUGUACAUUAUUUGUGUAGCCGUAGUAGUAAUGAAUGAGAAUUGAGAAGGUACUAAUAAGAAGUUAGAUGCAUGAAUUGAUGAUGUAAGACAAAUGUAGUUGUAGCUUCUAACCUCACAAUCUACCAACCUCCACCUACCUUGCUUUUUUUUUCCUUAUACAUAUUUAUUUUGUUUAGUAAUUUCGAUCCAUUAUGUUUUCUUUUCAGUCUUUUCAGUCCAAUCCCCCAAAAGUGUCCACUUUUGCAAAUUUACCAAAAAUAAAGUAUCACUUUUUUGCAACUGGCAGUUACUGCUAGCAGUUAUUUUGUUUCUUUAAAUUGAGUUCUCAUCUUCUUCAAUCUUCAUCUCUUUAUUGCUUUCAUGUGUUGUCACCUUUCAUUAUCUGUAUGGCUCUAGAGCAUAUCCAUACUGUAAGUAAUGCAUUAAUUUUGUUUUUGUAUUGAAAUUUUGGGUUUUCAUCAACUAAUUGGAAGCAAAGAUCGUCAUUAGAAGGUAAAUCCUCAUUUUCAUCAACUAAUAUCUCAAACAAAAAUCAAAAUUUAUCAUGGUGAUGUAGCUAGUGAAAUUUUUUUACCUCCAAUCUCGAAUUAGAGCAAAGAUCGUCAUUAGAAGGUAAGUCGUGUGAUUAGGAUAGUAGUCUUGCUCAAGUAAAAUGAGUUAACAAGUUUGAGGGGAGAAUCUUUUUUUAUAAUGGUGAUCACAAUUUAUUUAUAGAAAGAGAGAGAAAACAACAACAAAAAGCAACAGAUAGCGAUGAAGUCAGGUUGAAAGAUGGUGCAUCUCGAAAAUUACUUGUUGUGGAUUAAGAUCCCGAAAAUUAUUUGUACAAAGUACGUGAUACUCAAAUUUGAUAUUUCAGGUUCUCUAAUUUCGCUUGUGAUGGAGUCAAAUUUUUAAAUUAGGGAGGCCAAUUUUGUUGUUAACAAUGAUGUAAUUCAACAAAUAAAUCAUGUUUCAAAUUGUACUUUCUCGUAUGUGAUCACGCGUUCAUAUCACAAAUAACGGCAUAAAAUUUAGCGUUUAAUUUAUUGCCUUGAAAAGAAAUAAAUCAACCCGCUGGAACGGAGGAGUUGAUCUCGUUGAAGCCGCCUCCUCCCGAAUGGGUUGCUCUCAACUUUGACGGCUCCAUCUACCCUGACUCACGCCACGCCGCUGCUAGCUGCCUAAUUAGAGAUCCUACAGAAAGUUGUCUUGCACCAUUCACAAUUAACCUCGAGAUUUGCUCUAUCACCCGACCUGAGUUGAGAGGUGACUUAGAAGGUCUUCAGUUGGCAUGGGAGCUGGGCCUAUCGCAAGGUCCAGGUUCAACUCGACUCUCGGUACGUUAUUGAGCUUCUUACGCACGACAGUAGAGAGGAUCAUCGACACUCCGCAGUCAUCCAACGAUUUCGAGAGCUUGUGCAGCGUGAGUGGGAAUAAGUGUGUUGAUUUUAUCACUAGCAGAGGCCACCACCUACCUCUGAGGUCAUAUGAUUUUCCUAUGUCAGAUUCCACUCUUGUGUAUUGAUUGUUGUAUGACUUUCAGAGACUUUUUGAACCCGUCUGAUUUUGAAUGAAGGCUUAGAUGCUCAACAUCCAUUUAUGAAAAAAGAAAAGAAAAGAAAAGAAAAGAAAGAAAUCAAUAUAUUUGGAGAUUAAGGAAGAUAAUUCUUGAUUAAGCUAAUAACAAACAAAAAACGGUGGGAUGAGAAGGAUGAGAAGGCAUUUUAAGGAAAGCUACUUUCCGUUUUUUUAUCGGCUAAUAUUUGUCCUUAUCGUAUCAUAUGACUAAAGAGUUGACAAAAACAUAUAGAAAUUACUAAAUUAGUGGUAAUUAAUUAAUGUUCUUUAAUUUGUUAUCUACCUAAUUUGUUAUCUACUUAGUGAUAAGUGACGUGCCAAAGAGAAGAAAACAGUAAGCAAUAAGGAAGAGAUCGAUAACGUGGCUUUCCUUCUAGAAGUAAACAAAAGCUCUCUUUUCGGCUACUUUCCUAGCUAAUUCCCUCUCUUGUCACCGUCCUUUCGUGGACAGCCACAUACUAUUAUUGUCUAAUUAUCGGCUAAACAAAGUAAUUAUCUCUGUAAUUACUUAAAGAUCUCAACGUUCAAAUAGGUUAAGUUAGUUAGAAAUCCGGUUCCAUGUUAUUAUGAAACCAUCUCCGAUUAGUGUUUUAUUGAUGCCGUACUAAUCAUACAAGUCAGGUUAGCCUUGAUCCAACCAAUUCGAAUUGUUAAUAAGUUACUGCAAAUCAAUAAUCUCUUUGCGAGAACCACCUCACAAGAAUUAAGAUAUUUUAAUCCGAUGCUAACUUGUCGUACGUGACCGUUAAAUAGACGCAAUAAUAAUUUCGUAAAUAAAUUAUCAUCACAUCUAUUUAACGAUUAACCAACCGUGCAAAGAUUUAAAAAAAAAAAGAGUCUUUAUAUAAAAUUUUCCAUCAACCUUAUCUUUUGUUUUUGUGAAAAGAUAAUACAUGAUGGGCUUAUCUACCAACCACCACCCACACCUUCUUAAUAAGAGACCUAAUUGGCUAUGAAUGGACUCACAAUCUAUCCAUCCUUUUCUUCCUUCCCUAACUUUGUUCAUUUUCACCACCUUAUUAUUUUUCUUUAUUUCCCACAACCACAAAGUCCAUCUUCUGUCUCUCUCUCGUACUAUUUAUUGCGACCCUACAAGCCAAAAUCAAUAUAUUUUGGAUAGGAUCCAAAUGAGACAUCUUGGAUCAGUUCGCACAGAAGUACUCAAUGAAAUGAAGUAGUUGAGUUGAGUUCGAGUACCACAAUUUAUCGAGAGAGAGAAAAAAAAAGGCAUUGUAUAAGAAUUGUUUCCUGUGAUGAAGUUUAAGUUGCACGAUUAGUUAGUAAAACUCAUCAUAGAGUCAUUCUUCCUCUUCAGUUUCGUUCUUGGGUACUUUUGUCUAGUAAUCGUCAUAUAGUAAUUAUUUCUGUUCCUAGGUACAUUGUGCAUACAUAUAAGGGGUUGUUUAAUAACCAAAAUAUUAGGUCUCACAUUUCAUUAUAUUUUUCAUGUUUCAUUUUAGGACAAUCAUAAUAUUAGUACAUCAUGUAAUUUGAUAGUUCUUGCCACCAUAGUGCCUCCUCUGCUUUGAAUUUAUACAAGUUAACUAGUCGAGAUUUCAUAUCUUCUUAUAUACGGCUUCAUGCAAACUAGGUAGUAUAUUAUGACACUACAUGAAUUCUGACAAUCCAACCUACAAAAUACAUGAGCUAUUCGAAUACACGAAUUAUCAGAACUCUCGUAAAGUGUAACAAAGCAAACUGUGAGAGACAGUGCCGGAGGAGUUAGGUUGAAACGAGCGAGUAGGGGCUAUAAUUCCUCUCAAGUUAGAAAUACAGGUAAAAUCACAUA
Linum trigynum is the source of this 3403-nucleotide messenger RNA. The record is from the annotation of a GenBank genome assembly. NCBI's taxonomy places the organism in Eukaryota, Viridiplantae, Streptophyta, Magnoliopsida, Malpighiales, Linaceae.